UCGGGCUUCAGCAGAAAGGACCCUGAGGGUCUCAUUGCUUGGAGAGGCCCGUGUGUAGACCUCAGGCACGGUUGCAUCGUGGUGCCUGGAACUUGCCGUCAGUGAUCCGCAGUUGUGGGCAGUACUGACCUCUGUGAGCUGCAUUCUCGGGCAGGUGCGUGAGUGGUGCUGGGACUGCCUCCCUCAGCCCUGGCCGUCCAUCUAGCCUAUGAAGCAAUCCUGGUGGGGAAGGGAGAGACUUCCGCGAAAGUCCCCGGCGCGAGUGUGUCACGUGCCCAUCUGGCCAGUCGGGCCAAGGUCUCAUGCCACACCAUCACCUAAGUUCUCCUAUGCAGAGUGGGACAGAUGUCCAGGGAAAAGGGAGCAGGGUGAACGGAUGCUGGGCGCACCAAUCUGUCUCAGUGUGAGGCUGGAGGACCCGUGCUUUGUGAUGUUGGGUCAGCUGCUCUCUCUCAGCUCUUGUACUAAAAUUUUUUAUCCAUGUCAUUUUUUCAUAUGUCUACGUUCUAUUUCCUUCAGUGUAAUAUGCCUCAUGUGCUCUGUCUGUGGGGACUUGGUGCGGAGGGAACCUGGGACAUGCUUCAUGGUCUGCAGGUGUGGUGGACUGUAUGUAGGUGGGAAAUUGGGAGAGACUGUCUCACCUGAAAUCUCCUGCAAGGCCUUGAGAGCCUGCUCUGAGGGCACCCUUUCUGUUUGUGAACUGAGUGGUGGAAUCAUAAAUACGAUUUUAGAGAUUAUACCUUUGAAAGCAAGAACGAGAGAUGUUUGUUUGUGAUGGGUCAGGCAGAGUCUGUUUUAUUUUAUUUUGUGUGGCUCUCGGCUGACUUUCGUUCAGCAUCCAGCCUGGACACUUGAUUGAGUCCAAACAUAUCUGUAUUUGAGUUAACCAGUGAGCUGUUUUGUGCAUGACAGUGUUAACUUUAGGGUGAACGUUUAAAAGAAACAGAACGAGUUUUCUGUGGUGGUUCUGUUUUGGGCUGUUGCUGUGUUUGUUACUAGGUAUUGGCCCAAGGUGAGCUACCUGGCCAUUUGGUUCUUGGGCCAGGAGCUUGGGGGCAGUGCUGGGCAGGAAGCACUCCCUUCCCAGGCUGUCUGUGGCCUGCUUCUGCUGCAGGCGCACCAGCCGUCUCUGCUGGGGCCUGACAGGCGCCUGUGUGGUGCGGAGCUGGGUCGCAGGGAGGCCAUUGCAUGUGUGUGUGGAGACUUGACCAGGGAAAUCAGGAAGGCGUUUGAGGGACUUGGCUCUGGAGCUAGCCCGGAAAGGGCCUAGGUGAAUCUUCUGCCAGCAGAGACUGGGCUGGGAAGCAGCCACAUGAUUAGGAUGAGAAGGGAGUUUGGCACUUCGGCGAAUCAGGGGCGUUGGGAGUCGGGAACUAGGAGGGCUGGCGGUGGCUGCUUUGUAGAGGGCUUGGCACGUAGAGGGAGGUUUUGCCGGGCUAUUGGGGAAUCUUGAAGGGCUGUGAUUAGAACUGUGCAUUGAGAAAGUUAAUCUGACUUAAGUGUGCAAGAUGGACUGAGGUGGGAAGACUGUUGUGGUAGUUGAUGGGAAAAGUAAUGAGACGCUGCAUUAGGUGGGUGGGAAUUGGAAAGAGGAGGGGAACGAGGAUCCUGAGGUUCAGGGACCCCAGGGCAAGAAGCAGAGGUGGGCAAUGGUGCACACAGUAGGGCCCCUGCGGGUGCCCUGACUGAACCUCACUCUGCAGGCCCUGGGGGUAUGGAGUGAGCCCCCCAAGCCCAGUCAUAGUCUGAUGGGGAUAGUGCUCUGAGCAGCAUACAACCAGCAAAGGGGCCAGGAGUCCACAGAGCCCACUGAUGAGGUAAGGUAUAGGCAGAGAGUGAAGGGAGGGAAGGAGUGAGUGUGUGUGGCUGUCCCCGGGGAACUGAAAGUGCAAGGGACCCAAGGCUGAGGGAGGAGAACAGGCACAGUGGCGGGUGGAGUGACUUCAGGUUUGUGCUGGCCACGAGGUCAGGGUGGAGAUCCUGGCCACUGGUGUCCAGUGCUGUGGCAAGGCAGGUUGGGGACCCUGAGUGGCAGUGUAUGUGGUGUGGAGAUGAGGGGGACGGCUGUGUCUCCUCUCUCAAGGCCUGUAGCCAACCUGCCACCACUGUAGCCUGGAUGCUCCUCUCUGCCCCUGCAUGUUCUCUGUCAGAUUUUAGACCAGUGGUGUUCACACUUGAUUUAUUUAUCUUUUGGUGAGGAAGAUUGGCCCUCAGCUAACAUCUGUUGCCGAUCUUCCUCUUUUUGCCUGAGGAAGAUUGUCCCUGAGCUAAGAGCUUUGCCCAACUUCCUCUAUUUUGUAUGUGGGACGCCACCACAGCACGGCUUGAUGAGCAGUGUUUAAGUCCACGUCCGGGAUCCGAACCCUUGAACCCCAGGCCGCUGAAGUGGAGUACGUGAACCUAACCACUACGCCACUGGUCUGACCCCCACACUUUAUUUUUAUUAGUAGAACUUUUUGCUUUUCCAUCUUACAUUAUGAGAAACUCCAGUAUAUAAAGCAGAUCAAGUUGGAGCUGUUCUGGUGCCUGUGAGAGUGGGGAGCCCUGUCUCUCCCAUCACCACCCACCCCCACCUCCCCAGAGCAUAGCUGAGGUGUCCAGGGUCCCCUGAUCCCCCCCAUGUUUCUUCUUUUGAGUGAUGGUCACUGCUUCACUCCUGGUCCCCAGCCUUUGGUGCUGUCCCUGCCAUGCCAUCUUGUGUGUCCCAUAUUGUCUUUGCCGUUCACACUGAACCACACUGGAGUGACCUAAGAUCUGAUUUACUUCAAGACUUGGGUCUAAAACUUUUCUGGGGUGCUGCUUGGCCACUUGCCUCCCUGGCCAGUCUUAUCAGCCAUCAUUCAUUGUGCUUUGACUCCUGACGCAGUGACUGAGUGCUGUCCCCUGGACACCACGCUUUCUUAGGCCUCUGCCUGUCCACCUGUAGCUCCUUCUGCCUGGCAGGCGCUCCUUCCCCUCUGCCCAGCACAUGCAUCUGAGUCUUUCAAGGGUCCCCAUUUCUCUCUCCAGUCUCAGAGAGAGGCUCUUCUCUGCUCCCCUGUUCCUUCCACCCACUUGGGACCAGUGAUGAACGUGCUGGACAGUGUUUAACCAUGGCCUUUCGCGGGGGCUGGUUUGCUGGUUUGGGGGUGCAUCCUGGUUUCUGUGGUGUAGACACUUGGUCGUCGUGGCAUCGCCAAGCAUGGGAUUGGGGGGAUGAGCACAGCCACUUGGGUGCUGCCCCACGCUGACUCCAGCACACUUCUGCUUAUAGCCCUUUGAACUUAGGCGUCUUUCUCUCUGUUUGGGUUCUUUGAGGUCAGGAGUGAGACUUCAGGGUUUUUUUUCAUCUUUGCGCCUGACACUGCAUAAGUGAAGCUUGCGGCACGGCAGGUAGAGGAGGAGGAUCUGCGAGGCCUGCGGGCAUCUGAGUGGGUGGGCAAGUCGGACAACCCCCGCGCCUCGAUUUGGGUGACUGGGGUGAAAUGUGCACCCAUGAUGGGCUGCAGAGAUGAGCAACAACAGCAAUAAGAGAGCUCCGACAACAGCCACCCAGCGACUGAAGCAGGACUACCUGCGAAUUAAGAAAGACCCAGUGCCUUACAUCUGCGCUGAGCCCCUCCCUUCCAACAUUCUUGAAUGGCACUAUGUGGUCCGAGGCCCUGAGAUGACUCCUUACGAAGGUGGCUAUUAUCAUGGAAAACUAAUUUUCCCCAGAGAAUUUCCUUUUAAACCUCCUAGUAUUUAUAUGAUAACUCCCAAUGGAAGGUUUAAGUGCAAUACAAGGCUGUGUCUUUCCAUCACGGAUUUCCACCCAGACACGUGGAACCCGGCCUGGUCCGUCUCCACCAUCCUGACUGGGCUCCUUAGCUUCAUGGUGGAGAAGGGCCCCACCCUGGGCAGUAUAGAGACCUCGGACUUCACGAAGAGACAACUGGCUGCACAGAGUUUAGCGUUUAAUUUAAAAGACAAAGUCUUUUGUGAAUUAUUUCCUGAAGUCGUGGAGGAAAUUAAACAGAAACAGAAAGCACAAGAUGACCUCAGUAGCCGACCCCAGGCUCUCCCCCUACCGGACGUGGUUCCUGAUGGGGAGACGCACCUUGGCCAGCAUGGGCUUCAGCUGCUCAAUGGGCAUGCACCAGGGGCCGGGCCGCACCUCGCGGGGCUCCAGCAGGCCAACCGGCACCAUGGACUCCUGGGCGGUGCCCUGGCGAACUUGUUUGUUAUAGUUGGGUUUGCAGCCUUCGCCUACACGGUCAAGUACGUGCUGAGAAGCAUAGCGCAGGAGUGAGCUGUGCGCCAUGGCUGCACAGGUCGUUGGAAAUGAGGGAUGCUGGGCCUAAGCUUGAAGCGGGCUGGCUGGACGUGCCUCCGAGCACAGGGCGGACCCGCCUGACUCCUGGGGUUAAGCUUUUUAAAAACCUUUAAAAGGAAAACAGAAACCAAAGUGUGUGGUUUGGGUCUGGAGGAGACUCGAGAUUCUCAUGCCCUGUUCUCACCCUGGGUCUGUCGGGGGCUGUGGGGCUCAGGUGUUGAGGAGGAGGGGCCUCACGCUUUGGUUUUAUAGCUCAUCUCCUGUAUUGUCUUUGGACCUGUUUUAGUAAACCUGUUUUUCAUUUUAUUAGAUUUGGUCACUUAAAAUAUAAAACUCGAUGCUUAUCAGUACUCUGCGUGCGUUCUUAGUCCAGCGCAGCUCUGACUCAGCAGACAGGAGCCAGUCCCUUGACUGUGCUCGGCUGGCGUGGGCGAGGGUCCUGGCGGUGGGGCCCAGGGGCCGGCUGGCCAGAGACAACAGUGGACCGGGAUCCAGGAGACGUGGGAUUUGGCCUCAGCAUUUUAAAAUGUGCUUGUGUUCACUUAGAGUGAAGCAGAUUCCUCCUAGGAAAGUGUGUGGUCUUUGUUUUGCUGAAGUUGAAGUUAAGCAUCUGCUCAUUCUUGACCACUAGGGGUCGGCCUUUACUUGAAGCCAUGGCUGAGGAUGGAGGCUGCAGAGCAGCCCCCACGGUCGCCUCCAGGCUGCUGCUUCGGAGGGUGGUCCUCAGUAUCCCAGAGCCUUUCCUCUGAAUCCCUCGUGUCCCGUGGUCCAGAAGCCCCUCUUGUACUGGUGGAGGGUGGAACCCCAGCAGCACCACAGGGGUCCCCACCCGACAGGCAGGCUCUGCGCUCCAUGUCUGGUUUACCCUAGAGAGGCUCACACGCUCCUUUUCAUAGUUGGUCCAUGUCAGGUGUCGGCUCUUCCCGGGAGACAACAUAGCAAGAUUGGGCAUUACAGGAGGGGACAGGCUGCCCUGGAAGGACACUUCAAGGUCAGGGGCAGAGCGGGCGGCGCCUCAGUUUUGGGACCGAGGACUCCCCGGAUCGCCGGCGUCUUCCCCCUUGAUGUCUGUUUCAUCAUCUCCCCUGCACACGGUGUGGAAGGCACUGUGUGAGCCCCAGAGGAGACGCUGUGCCUGCACUCAGAGGACGGGGAACCCAAGUGCAGCCGUGCACUUGUGCAUCUAUCUGACUUUGUUGAUCAGUUUAUUUAAAAUUGUUCUAUAAUUUACCACUUGUGUGUGUGUAACCCACUCUUGUGAAAAAAAUCUUCAUUAUAGCUUUGUUCCUACAUUCUGUGCUGUUUGAGUCUGUGCUGGUGGAAAUUUGAGUCCAUCUCAGCCCCGUGCUGGGGUAGCCCAUGGGCAGGCCGCUGGCUUGGCCUGUGGAGGAGCCGGAGCUGCUGUAUCUGCCAUGCUGCUGGGCCCAGACCCCUGCAUGCAGUGGGAGCAGGAGCAUACCCUGCCAGGCCUCACCCUGCGCCCGCAGCCGGCUCAAGGGCACGUCUGGAGGCCAGCGUCUGUUCCACACGCUCGAUGUUUCCUGAGGCUCUGGGAGGCAGAAUGUUUAGCAGAUAGAGAGUUUACUUAACAUGUGUUAUUUCUUUUCUCUACGUGAAAUCUCAACCUUUAAAAACCCUUAGUCAGUGUUGGGAAUUGAUCUGUGCUGUACAGAGCCUUCGCCAGUGCCCGAGGCGGCAUGCUGUCUCGAGUGACCUGAAAUAAAAGAUGAUCUUGUCCUGUUGGACCAUG
Messenger RNA from Diceros bicornis minor, 6044 nucleotides. RefSeq names its product ubiquitin conjugating enzyme E2 J2 (gene UBE2J2). The transcript is spliced from 7 exons. The coding region runs from base 3491 to 4270 and encodes 259 amino acids. Lineage: Eukaryota; Metazoa; Chordata; Mammalia; Perissodactyla; Rhinocerotidae. The record is from RefSeq and is a predicted model, not a curated record.